AUAGUUAGUGUACAAACACCCACGACUCAAUCACUUCAUUAAAAUUGCUUAUGAUAACACAUUGAAUACAAUGAAGAUUAAAGUAUUGAUGCUGUGUUUGGUGGCCGGUGUACACUCCUGGAGCCUCUGGGGGGAUUCUUCGAGGAUCGAGCCACAUGAAGAUGUUAGCCAGGAGUGCCGGCAGGCGGCGGCACAUGGCGACUGCGAGUUUUACCGUUGCCUUGAGCGGCGGUUUCCCUGCGGUCAUGACGGAUAUGCCCUCAACAUUGGCCUCCACUUUUGCACCCGAGCGGACGAGCUUCAUAGCCAGUUUACAGCCCAGGGUAAAUUAUUCAUGAACGGAUCAAAGACAUGUGUGACGUCGACCUUACUGCCGGUGUACGAGAGUUAUUCCGCACGCUGUGGCGAUAUUGAGGAAGAUGGAGCGAACGCGAUGCGCUCGUGCAGCUAUAACGAGUACGGAGGAAUGAGCUCGUGCACUUUUAUCCGCUCGAACAUGGACGUGUACAACCAGAUGUUGGGUGCGGACGAGGUUUCCAGGCUUAUGGGUCUUGGAAACGCAAGGCUGCUGGCUCGUAUAUUUGUGGAUGGUGCGCGGUGUGGGGCGACCGUAGCUUCUGAACGGUUUUUGCUCCUAGGCGGAACCAUCAACAACUUCCUCGGGAGCGUAUGGGAGAGCGCCGGGGAUUUCGCGGACGGCGUCUCCAGCUGGUGGGGCAACUUGUAGCUGGAAGCCUCAUUUAUUAUUUAUCGACUGUGAAAGGCUUUAUGCGGGAACUCAUUUAUAACCUUAUAACAUCUGAGCAUGUUUUGUUUUUAUUUAAAGUGAAGUGUCCUUAUCAAAGCUUCGAACCAUCACACCUUAUUUGUUUCUCCAUAUUACUAUUCAAUAUGUUCAAUUGUUUUAGUGUAUGCCAUUUCAGAACUCUUGACGGAAAUUGUCCAGAAUGUGUUUCAUUUAAUUGAGUAGCAGAGAAACAUCACACUGCACUCAGUCUUUUGUAAUAUCUUAUUGAUAUUUGAGAAAUUAAGGAAAUGUAAACAAAAACACAUAUCAAGGACAAGACUCAGUUCUGAACUAGAUAAAAUGAAUCCUCCCUUAGCACAAAAUACUUAAUACAUACUAAAAAGGUUUGUAAAAAGAGCAUCGAAAGUAUUGUUACAGAAUACAGAGUGACAAUAAAAAUAUAGAAACUA
Mya arenaria is the source of this 1197-nucleotide messenger RNA. RefSeq lists its product as uncharacterized. The record is from RefSeq and is a predicted model, not a curated record. Gene Ontology annotation, cellular component: extracellular region. NCBI's taxonomy places the organism in Eukaryota, Metazoa, Mollusca, Bivalvia, Myida, Myidae. The transcript is spliced from 4 exons. Gene Ontology annotation, molecular function: hormone activity. Bases 71 to 727 code for a protein of 218 amino acids.